UUUCAGCCUUUAUAAACAACUUGAGACGCAUUUCCUCACGACAUAUCCUUGAAUGAAAGCACAUUUAUUUAUUCUCAACCGAAGAUUUUAAAAAGCCACUAGUCAACAAAAUGGAGGCAGAAUGUUAACUUGGCUUUUUGUUUUGCUAACAAGCUAUGUGUCAUACUAGGGAACAACUUAGUCUGUGAUUUAAUAAAACGACUAGCUUUGCAUUUGGUAAUUGAGAUUUGUUUAUAUGUUGGAGGUAACCAUUUUGCAGCAGUUCGUAUUGUGAAUGUGGUUGUUUGUCGUCUUUAAAAACAACCUGGCAGCUAUGGACAGAUAGCUCUUGAAGGGAGGACCACGCAUUGUGCUUUACAUUCAGAGCUGCAGCAGGAUGCCCCCGUCGGGUAAACGCGCCCUUCGCAGAGAGGAGCUGCAGCUGGAGCUGGCGUGUGAGUGGGGUUCGUGUCAGGAGACGUUUGACAGAAUGCAGGAGUUUUGCCAGCACGUGGAGAAACAUUAUAAAGCCACCGUGGACAGCGAGACAGACUUACCAGAAGAAGAGCGUAACUGUCUGUGGAGAGACUGUGGCUUCUGCUCAGUGGAAGGAAAUGCUGAGCUUCUCAGACACAUGUUCUUCCAUUGCUACCACACCAAGUUGAAGCAGUGGGGUCUUGCUAUACUCAAGGGCCACAGUGACAUGGGUGCCUGUUCGGUCGGCCUCCAUAACCGCAACAUUGUGCCUGAGGUCCAGGAGAACUUCCUUUGUCUUUGGGAGCAUUGUGAGAUGUCUAUGGAUAAUCCAGAGUGGUUCUACAGACAUGUGGAGAUGCACGCCCAUUGUCUCGAGGCUAAUGAAGAGAAUGUUUUGUUCUGUGGCUGGAAAGACUGUGAGGCCUCUUUCAAGGGCAGGUUUAAGCUGCGAGAGCACAUGCGUAGCCACACACAGGAAAAACUGGUAGCAUGUCCGACCUGUGGAGGAAUGUUUGCCAACAACACAAAGUUCUUUGACCACAUUCGACGGCAAACCUCAAUAGAAGGUCAAAGAUUUCAGUGUUCGCACUGCUCUAAACGUUUUGCCACCGAGAGGCUGCUGAGGGACCACAUGAGGAACCAUGUAAACCAUUAUAAAUGUCCGCUUUGUGAUAUGACCUGUCCAUCACCGUCCUCGCUGAGAAACCACAUCAAAUUUCGUCAUUCCAAUGAGAAGCCUUACAGCUGUGACUACUGCGAGUACAGCUGUAAAAACCUGAUAGACCUGCGGAAGCAUUUAGACACUCACAGCAGUGAGCCAGCGUAUCGAUGCGACUUUGCCGAUUGUGACUAUUCCACUCGCUCGCUUUACUCAAUCAAGAACCAUUACAAACGUGUUCAUGAGGGAGAUUACACUCCUCGCUAUAAGUGUCACGUGUGUGAGCAGUGCUUCACCCGGGGGAACAACCUCACUGCACAUUUACGCAAGAAACAUCAGUUCAAAUGGCCUUCAGGACACCCGAGAUUCAGGUAUAAAGAACAUGAAGAUGGGUUCAUGCGCCUGCAACUGAUCCGCUAUGAGAGCGUGGAGCUGACAGAGCAGCUGAUGCGGGAGCGGCAGGGAGAAGGGGACAGCAGUGAGUCCAGCCAGCAGAACGUCCAGCCUGGGGAAGAACUGGAGGAGACGGGACCCUUCAGCACCAUGGCUGGAAAUACAGAGGCAGGAAUAAGAAAGGAGGCAGUGGAUGUCUGUAGGACACAUGAAAAUACUGAAAGUGUGUUCUUGGUGUUGACAGCCGGCGCCCCCACAGAAACAGACUCUACAAGGGAGGGGGCCGUAAUGCGUCAGCUACAGGACACUGCCCAACAGCUGGGCAUGGAGGUGGUUUAACUGCACCUCCGAUUACUGGAGCACCCUAAGACUGCUGUGUCAGACAAUAAGAAGGUACAUUAGGACAUUCCAGUGACAAAAUGUACUAUGAGACUAACCGGGUACCAAAACAGGUAUAGAGCGCAUGUGAGAAUUAUCAUCAUCAGAACAGAGAAAGCUAAAUCACAAGUUCCUCCGAGGAUGUGCUGAAAUGAAUAGUUUAUUCAGAAAAGACGUUAGUUUUUUUUGUUAUAAUUUUCUCACCUCUUCUGACUCUUUAUUUAGUUUGUCACAAAAUGCAAAAUAAGCUGCCUUUUUCUAUUUAACCAACAAUGAUCAUUUAUACUGCCAGCUUCGAGACAGACAAAAAACACCAAGGUAAUAUAUUAAAAUGUAGUUCACAUGAUUUUACGUUUGUAAGAAGUGAUUUUUCCCUGUUUGGAACUUGGAAGUUUCUUUUGUAGGGAAAACCCAAGCAUACAAAUUCAGGAUCUCUUAUUGUGUUUCUUAAGAGAAGGAUACUGCAGGGUUAGAAUAUUAUCUAAUAUAAUCGUUUUGGGCUGAACUUUACCUUUAAAUUUGACUGUUUGUAUGUGUGCGCAAAUGAAUGAGCGAGAGAGAAGACGGUAAUGGGGAACGGAAAUGUUUAAUCCUACUGAACAGUUUAAUCAGCUUUCUUUGACGGGUUCAGACUUAAUGUGAAGGAAGAUGGACAGAUCUCUGUGGAGAACUCUUUACAGUGUAUAGUUUUAUAUAGUGUGCUUCGGUUUUAAAGUUGAAUUGGAAGUGCUUCUGAAUUUUAAAUCACCAUGCCCAUUUUAUUUAUUUUUCUAUGUUAUAUUGAUACCAGUUCUGUUGUGCAGUAAUACUGCUAUUGUAUCAAAGUAAACUGUAGUUUAAUUAUAGGGUUUUUUAUAUGUUUUUCCUUAGAAUAUUUUUUUGCCAUUUGAGGCCUGAUAAUCUUUUUAAAAAGAGAGAAUUCAUUUAGGGCAAACUGACUACAAUAAUUGACAUAACUUUCUUUUGAAUAAACAAUGGCAGUAAUUUCAGUA
Puntigrus tetrazona (Sumatra barb) is the source of this 2877-nucleotide messenger RNA. It is a transcript of the gene hinfp, whose product is annotated as histone H4 transcription factor. Gene Ontology annotation, biological process: regulation of transcription by RNA polymerase II; anatomical structure development. The record is from RefSeq and is a predicted model, not a curated record. Gene Ontology annotation, molecular function: RNA polymerase II cis-regulatory region sequence-specific DNA binding; DNA-binding transcription factor activity, RNA polymerase II-specific. Bases 377 to 1846 code for a protein of 489 amino acids. Lineage: Eukaryota; Metazoa; Chordata; Actinopteri; Cypriniformes; Cyprinidae. The transcript is spliced from 10 exons.